Owenia fusiformis is the source of this 14044-nucleotide messenger RNA. NCBI's taxonomy places the organism in Eukaryota, Metazoa, Annelida, Polychaeta, Sabellida, Oweniidae. The record is from the annotation of a GenBank genome assembly.
AUAAACUCGUUUCCACGGAAACAACAAAAUCUGCUGACCAGGAAAUAGUUGAAAGCAAGGAAUCCACAAAUGAGAAUGUUGAAGAAAUAAAAACUGAUGAAAUCAAUUCAACAGAAACAACAAAAUCGGAUGACCAAGAAAUAGAUUUAGGCAAGGGAAUGACAAAUGAUAAUGUUGAAGAAGCAAAGACUGAUGAACUUAUUUGCAUGGAAACAACAAAAUCUACUGACAAGGAAAUAGUUGCAGGCAAGGAAUCCCCAAUGGAGAAUGUUGAAGAAGCAGAGUCUGAUGAAUUAUUUUCCUCGGAAACAAUACAAUCUGCUGACCAGGAAAAAGUUAAAGGCAAGGAAACAACAAAUGAGAAUGUUGAAGAAACAAAAAAUGAUGAACUCGGGUCAACAGAAACCAGGAAAUCUAAUGACCAGGAUAUAGUUGCAGGCAAGGAAACAAUAAAUGAGAAUGUUGACGGAGCAAGGAUUGAUGGAAUCGUUUUCACUGAAACAACAAAAUCUGCUGACCAGGAAAUAGUUGCAGGCAGCGAAUUCACAAAUGAGAAUGUAGAAGAAACAAAAACUGAUGAACUCAAUUCAGCAGAAACAACAAAAUCGGAUGACCAGGAAAUAGUUCAAAAAGCAAACACUUCUGAAUAUGUUUCCAUGGAAAUAGCAAAAGCAGCCAAGGAAUCUUUAAAGGAGAGUGUUGAAGAAGCAAAGACCGAGGAACUUGAUUCCACGGAAAGAGCAAAAUCUGUUGACCAGGAAAUAGUUGCAGAAAAUGAAUCCACAAAUAAGAUUGUUCAAGAAACAAAGUCUGAUGAAUUCGUUUCUGCAGAACCAAUAACAUCUGCUGACCAGGAAAUAGUCAAAGGCAAGGAAUCAGCAACUGAGAAUGUUGAAGAAGCAAAGACUAAUGAACUCGUUUCCACGGAAACAACAAAAUCUGCUGACCAGAAAUCCACAAAUGAGAAUGUUGAAGAAAUGAAAACUGAUGAACUUAGUUCAACAGAAACAACAAAAUCGGAUGACCAAGAAAUAGAUUUAGGCAAGGAAACGACAAAUGAUAAUGUUGAAGAAGCAAAGACUGAUGAACUUAUUUGCAUGGAAACAACAAAAUCUACUGACAAGGAAAUAGUUGCAGGCAAGGAAUCCCCAAUGGAGAAUUUUGAAGAAGCAGAGUCUGAUGAAUUAUUUUCUUCGGAAACAAUACAAUCUGCUGACCAGGAAAUAGUUGAAGGCAAGGAAACAGCAAAUGAGAAUGUUGAAGAAACAAAAUAUAAUGAACUCGGUUCAACAGAAACCAGGAAAUUUAAUGACCAGGAAAUAGUUGCAGGCAAGGAAAUGACAAAUGAGAAUGUUGAUGGAGCAAAGAUUGAUGAACUCGUUUUCACUGAAACAACAAAACCUGCUGACAGGGAAAUGGUUAUAGGCAACGAAUUCACAACUGAGAAUGUAGAAGAAACAAAAACUGAUGAACUCAGUUCAACAGAAACAACAAAAUUGGAUGACCAGGAAAUAGUUCAAAAAGCAAACACUUCUGUAUAUGUUUCCUUGGAAACAGCAAAAGCAGCCAAGAAAUCUUUAGAGGAGAGUGCUGAAGCAGCAAAGACUGAGGAACUUGUUUCCAUGGAAAGAGCAAAAUCGGUUGACCAGGAAAUAGUUGAAGAAAAUGAAUCCACAAAUAAGAUUGUUCAAGAAACAAAGUCUGGGGAAUUCGUUUCCGCAGAACCAAUAACAUCUGCUGACCAGGAAAUAGUCGAGGGCAAGGAAUCGGCAAAUGCGAAUGUUGGAGAAGCAAAGACUGAUAAACUCGUUUCCAGGGAAACAACAAAAUCUGCUGACCAGGAAAUAGUUGAAGGCAAGGAAUCCACAAAUGAGAAUGUUGAAGAAAUAGAAACUGAUGAACUCGGUUUAACAGAAACAACAAAAUCGGAUGACCAGGAAAUAGAUUUAGGCAAGGAAACGACAAAUCAGAAUGUUGAAGAAGCAAAAACUGAUGAACUUAUUUGCACGGAAACAACAAAAUCUGCUGACCAGGAAAUAGUUGCAGGCAAGGAAUCCCCAAAGGAGAAUGUUGAAGAAAUAAAAACUGAUGAACUCGGUUCAACUGAAACAACAAAAUCUGAUGACCAGGAAACAGUUUCAGGCAAGGAAUCUCCAAAUGAGAAUGUUGAAGGAAUAAAAACUGAUGAACUUGGUUCAAGAGAAACAACAAAAUUUGAUGACCAGGAAAAAGUUUCAGGUAAGGAAACGACAAAUGAGAAUAUUGAAGAACCAAAGAUUGGUGAACAUGUUGCCAUGGAAACACCAAAUUCUGCUGACCAAGAAAUAGUUCCAGAAAAUGAAUCCUCAAAUAAGAUUGUUCAAGAGGCGAACACUUGUGAACUCGUUUCCAUGGAAACAACAAAAUCUGGAGACCAGGAAAUAGUUGCAAGUAAGGAAUCCACAAAUGAAAAUGUUGAAGAAACAAAAACUUAUGAACUCGGUUUAACGGAAACAACAAAAUCUGAUGACCAAGAAAUAGAUGCAGGCAAGGAAACUACAAAUGAGAGUGUUGAAGAAACAAAGCCUGAUGAACAUGAUUCCACGGAAAGAACAAAAUCUGCUGACCAAGAAAUAGUUGCAGAAAUUGAAUCCAUAAAUGAGAAUGUUGAGGAAGUAAAUACCUGUGAACUUGUUUCGUUGAAAGCAACAAAAUCUGCAGACCAGGAAAUAGUUGGAGGCAAGGAAUCAACAAAUGAGAAAGUUGAAGAAACCAAAACUGACAAACUCGUUUCGACGGAAACAACACAAUCUGCUGACCAGGAAAUAGUUGCAGGCAAGGAAUUCACAAAUGAGAAUGUUGAAGAAAUGAAAACUGAUGAACUCGGUUCAACAGAAUCAACAAAAUCUGAUGACCAGGAAAUAGUUGCAGGCAAGGAAACGACAAAUGCGAAUGUUGAAGGAACAAAGACUGAUGAACAUGUUUCCAUGAAAACAACAAAAUCUGCUGAUCAGGAAAUAGUUGCAGAAAAUGAAUCCACAAAUAAGAUUGUUGAAGAAGCAAACACUUGUGAAAUUAUUUCCAUGGAAACAUCAAAAUCUGCUGACCAGAAUAUAGUUGAAGGUACGGAAUCCAAAAAUGAGAAUGUUAAAGAAACAAAAACUGAUGAACUCGGUUCAAUUGAAACAACAAAAUCUGCUGACCAGGAAAUAGAUGCAGGCGAGGAAUCUUCAAAUGAGAAUGUCAAAGUAGCAAAGACUGAUGAAAUUUUUCCCCCCGAAUCAACAAAAUCUGCUGAACAGGAAAUAAUUACAGGAAAGGAAUCCACAAAUGCAAAUUUUGAUGAAGAAAAGAAUGGUGAACUCGUUUCCGAGGAAACAAUGAAAUCUCGCGACCAGGAAAUAAUUGAAGGCAAGGAAUCCACAAAUGAGAAUAUUGAAGAAGCAAAGAAUGAUGGACUCGUUUCCGAGGAAACAACAACAUCUGCUGACCAGGAAAUGGUUGCAGGUAAGGAAUCCACAAAUGAGUACGAUGAAGAUGAACAGACUGAAGUACUCAUUCCCCUGGGUCCAACAAAAUCUGUUGUCCAGGAAAUAGUUGCAGGCAAGAGAUCCUUAAAUGAAAAUUACCAAGAAGUAAAUACUGGUGAAGUCGUUUCCAGAGAAACAACAAAAUCUGCUGACCAGGAAAAAGAUGCAGGAAAGGAAUCCGUAAAUGAGAAUGUUAAAGAAACGAAGACUCCUAAACUUCUCUCCCUUGAAACAAGACAAUUUGCUGACAAGGAAGAAGACAAAUCAAGUGAAAAUAAAAACAGGCCCGCAUGCAAGGAAUCAGAAAAGGAUGAUAUUGAAGAAGCAAAGACUGAAGAACUCGAUUCGAAGGAAACAACAGAAUCUGUUGACCAGGUAGUAAUCCCAGACAAGGAAUCCACAAAUGAGAAUGUUCAAGAACUAAAGACUUGUGAACUUGUUUCUAUGAAAACAACAACAUCUGCUGACCAGGAAAUAGUUGCAGGCAAGGAAUCCACAAAUGAGAAUGUGGAAGAAGCAAAGACUUGUGAACUCGUUUCCAUGGAAACAACAACAUCUCCUGACAAGGAAGUAGUUGCAGGAAAGGAAUCUUCAAAUGAGAUUGUUAAAGCAGCAAAGACUGAGGAAAUUGAUGACCAGGAAAUAGUUGCAGGCAAGGAAUCCACAAAUGAGAAUGUUGAAGCAAAGAUUCAUGAUAUCUUUUCGAUACUUACAUCAAAAUCUGCUGACCUGGAAGGAGUUACAUUAAUUGGAAAUGAAGAGGAGGCAGCAAGCAAAGAAACUACAAAUGAAAAUAUAGAAUCAAAGAUUCAUGAGCUUGUUUCCAUGGUUUCAACAAAAUCUGCUGACCAGGAAAGAGUUGAAUUUACUAGAAUUGAAAAGAAGACUGCUGUCAAAAAAUCAGCAAAUGAUAAUGGUGAAGAAGCAAAGACUUAUGAACUCGUUUCCAAGGAGUCAACAAAAUCUGCUGACAAGGAAAUUGUUGUAGGCAAGGAAUCUUUAAAGGAAAAUAUUGAAGAAUCAAAGACUGAGAUACUUGUUUCAAUGGAAACAACAAAAUCUACUGACCAGGAAAUAAUUGCAGGCAAGGAAUCGGCAAGUGAGAAUGUUGAAGAAGCAGAGACUGGUGAAUUCCUUUCCAUGGAAACAAAAAAAUCUGUAGACCAGAAAAUAAUUGCAGGCAAGGAAUCUUUAAACGAGAAUAUUGAAGAAUCAAAGACUGAGAUACCUGUUUUAAUAGAAACAACAAAAUCUACUGACCUGGAAAUAGUUGCAGGCAAGGAAUCUGCAAAUGGGAAUGCCGAAGAAGCAAAGACUAAUGAACAUGUUUCAACGGAAACAACAAAAUCUACUGAACAGGAAAUAGUUGCAGGCAAGGAAUCCACAAGUGAGAAUGUUGAGAAAACAAAAACUGAUGAACUUGUUUCAACAGAAACAUCAAAAUCUGCUGACCAGGAAAUAGUUGCAGGCAAGGAAAUGACCAAAACUGAUGAACUCGUUUCCAUGGAAACAACAAAAUCUACUGACCAGGAAAUAAGUGCAGGCAAGGAAUCCACAAAUGAGAAUGCUGAAGGAUUAUUGACUGGUGAACAUGGUUCCAUGGAAACAACAAAACCUACUGAACAGGAAAUGGUUGCAGGCAGGGAAUCCACAAAUGAGAAUGUUGAGGAAACAAAAACUGAUGACCUCGUUGCAUCGGAAACAUCAAAAUCUGCUGACCAGGAAAUAGUUGCAGGCAACGAAAUGACCAAAACUGAUGAACUCGUUUCCAUGGUAACAACAAAAUCUGCUGACCAGGAAGUAGUUGCAGGCAAAGAAUCCACAAAUGAAAAUGUUGAAGCAAAUAUUUAUCAACUCCUAUCAAUACUUACAUCAAGGUCUGCUGUCAUUGAAGGAGUUGCAUUAAGUGGAAAUGAAAAGGAGGCUGCAAGCACGAAAAGUUCAAAUGAAAAUGUAGAAGCAAAGAUACGUGAACUUGUUUCUAUGGUUACAACAAAAUCUGCUGAUCGGGAAGGACUUGCAUUUAGUAAAAGUGGAAAGGAGGCUGCGGGCAAGAAAUCAGGAAAUGAGAAUGUUGAAGAAGCAAAGACUGAUGAGCUUGUUUCCACGGAAUCAACAAAAUCUACUGACAACGAAAUAGCUGCAGGCAAGGAAUCAACAAAUGAGACUCUUGAGGAAGCAAAUACAACAAAACCUGCUGACCAGGAAGUAAUUGCAGACAGAGAAUCCACGAACGAAAAUAUUAAAGAAGCAAAAACUUGUGGACUCGUUUCCAAUGAAAUAAAAUAUGCGGACCAGGAUAUAGUUGUAGGUAAGGAAUCCACAACUGAGAAUGUUGAAGAAGCAAAGACUGGUGGACUCGCUUCCACAGAAACAACAAAAUCUGCAGACCAGGGAAUAAUUCCAGGCAAGGAGUCAACAAAUGAGAAUGUUGAAGAAGCAAAGACUGAUGACCAAUUCGUUUCCAAAGAUACAACAAAAUCACCUGAUCCUGAAAUAGUUGCAGGCGAGGAAUCAACAAUUGAAAAUAUUGAAGAAGCAAAGACUAAUGAACUCACUUCUAUGGAAGCAACAAAAUCGCCUGAAAGGGAAAUAGUUGCAGGCAGGGAAUCCACAAAUGAAAAUAUUGAAGAUGCAAACACUUCUGAACUCGUUUCUAUGGAAAAAUCAAAAUCUGCUGACCAGGAAAUAGUUGCAGGCAGGGAAUCCACAAAUGAAAAUACUGAAGAAGCAAAGACUUGUGAUUUCGUUUCCACGGAAGCAACAACAUCUGCUAACAAGGAAAUGGUUGCAGGCAAGCAAUCUACAAAUGAGAAUGUUGAAGAAGCAAAGAUUGAUGAACUCGUUUCCACGGAAACAACAAAAUCUGAUAACCAGGAAAUAGUUGCAGGCAAGGAAUCAAUGAAUGAGAAUGUUAAAACAAAGAUUCAUCAACUCAUUUCAAAACUUAUAUCAAAAUCUGCUGAACUGGAGGGAGAUACAUUAAGUGGAUAUGAAAAGGAGACUGCAAGCAUGGAAACUACAAAUGAGAAUGUAGAAGCAAAGAUACGUGAACUUAUUUCAAUAGUUACAACAAAAUCUGCUGAUCAGGAAGGAGUUGAAUUUAGUGGAACUGAAAAGGAGGCUUCAGGGAAGAAAUUAGCAAAUGAAAAUGUUAAAGAAACGAGGAUUGAUGAACUUGUUACCUCUGAAUCAAUGAAAUCUGCUGACCAGGAAAUAGUUCCAGGCAAGGAAUCUUCGAAUGAUAAUGCUGAGGAAGCAACGCCUGAUGAACUCACUUCCAUGGAAACAACAAAAUCUGCCGACCAGGAAAUAUUUGCAGGUAUGGAAUCCACAAAUGAGAAUGUUGAAGAUGCACAGACUGAUGUGCUCCCUUCCACGGAAACAACAAAAUCUGCUGACCAAGGAAUAAUUACAGGCAAGGAAUCCACAAAUGAGAAUGUUGAAGAAGCAAACACUGGUGAACAGCUUGUUUCCACGGAAACAACAAAAUUUGUUGACAAGAAAAUGGUUGCUGACAAGGAAUCCGUAAAUGAUAAUGUUGAAGAUGCAAAGACUUAUGAACUCCUUUCCAACGGAACAACAAAAUCUGCUAAGGAUGAAAUAGUCGCAGGCAUGGAAUCUACAAAUGAAAAUGUUGAGAAAGCUAAGACUUGCGAAGUCGUUUCCAUGGAAACAACAUUAUUUGCUGAGCAGGAAGAAGUUGCAGGCAACGAUUCUUCAAAUGAUAAUAUUGAAGCGAAGAUUCAUCAACUCCUUUUGAUACUUAGCUCAAAGUCUGAUGACCUUGAAGGAAGUGAAAAUGAGCCUGCAAGCAUGGAAUCUACAAAGGAGAAUGUAGAAGCAAAGAUUCGUGAACUUAUUUCCAUGGUUUCAUCAAAAUCUGUUGACCUUGAAGGGGUUACAUGCAGUUUAAAUGAAAAUGAGGUUAAAAGCAUGGUAACUACAAAUGAGAAUGUAGCUGCAAAAAUUCAUGAACUCGUUUCAAUGGUUGCAACAAAACCUGCUGACCAGGAAGGAGUUAAAUUUUCUGGAAUUGAAAAGGAAUCAGAAAAUGAGAAUAUUGAAGUAGCAAAGACUGUUAAACUCAUUUCCACAGAAUCACCAGCAUCUGCUGACCGGGAAAUAGUUGCAGACAAAGAAUCCACAAAUGAGAAUGUUGAACACACAAAACUUUCCCAACUCAUUUCCGAGGAAACAACAAAAUCUUCUGACCAGGAAAUAAUUGCAGGCAAGGAAUCCACAAAUGAGAAUGUUGAAGAAGCAAAGACUGAUGAACUCGUUUCCAAUGAAGCAACAAAAUCUGCUGAUCAAGAAAUAGUUGCAGGCAAGGAAUCCACAAAUGAGAAUGUUGAAGAAGCAAAGACUGAUGAACUCGUUUCCAAGGAAGCAACAAAAUCUGCUGAGCAGGAAAUAGUUGCAGGCAAGGAAUCCACAAAUGAGAAUGUUGAAGAAGCAAAGACUGGUGAACUCGUUUCCAAGAAAGCAACAAAAUCUGCUGAUCAGGAAGUAGUUGCAGGCAAGAUAUCUUCAAAUGAGAAUAUUGAUGAAGCAAAGACCGGUGAACUCGUUUCUGCUGAAACAACAAAAUUUGCUGACCAGGAAAUAGUUGCAGGGAAGGAAUCCACAAAAGAGAAUGUUGAAGAAGCAAAGACUGAUGAACUCGUUUCCAAGGAAGCAACAAAAUCUGCUGAUCAGGAAAUAGUUGCAGGCAAGGAAUCCACAAAUGAGAAUGUUGAAGAAGCAAAGACUGAUGAACUCGUUUCCAAGGAAGCAACAAAAUCUGCUGAUCAGGAAAUAGUUGCAGGCAAGGAAUCCACAAAUGAGAAUGUUGAAAAAGCAAAGACUGGUGAACUCGUUUCCAAGGAAGCAACAAAAUCUGCUGAUCAGGAAAUAGUUGCAGGCAAGGUAUCUUUAAAUGAGAAUAUUGAAGAAGCAAAGACCGGUGAACUCGUUUCUAAUGAAACAACAAAUUUUGCUUACCAGGAAUUAGUUGCAGGGAAGGAAUCCACAAAAGAGAAUGUUGAAGAAGCAAAGACUGAUGAAGAGCUCGUAUCCACGGACACAACAACAUCUGCUGAUCAGGAAACAGUUGCAGGAAAUGAAUCUACAAAAGAGAAUGUUGAAGAAGGAAAGAUUGAUGAAAUCGUUUCCACGGAAUCAACAACAUCUGCUGAUCAGGAAACAAUUGCAGGCAAGGAAUCCUCAAAAGAGAAUGUUGAAGAAGCAAAGACUGAUGAACAGCUCGUUUCAACGGAAACAACAACAUCUGCUGACCAGGAAAUAGUUGCAGGCAAGGAAUCCACAAAUGAGAAUGUUGAAGAAGCAAAGACUGGUGAACAGCUCGUUUCAACGGAAACAACAACAUCUGCUGACCAGGAAAUAGUUGCAGGCAAGAAAUCCUCAAAAGAGAAUGUUGAAGAAGCAAAGACUGUUGAACAGCUCGUUUCAACGGAAACAACAACAUCUGCUGACCAGGAAAUAGUUGCAGGCAAGGAAUCCUCAAAAGAGAAUGUUGAUGAAGCAAAGACUGAUGAACAGCUCGUUUCAACGGAAACAACAACAUCUGCUGACCAGGAAAUAGUUGCAGGCAAGGAAUCCACAAAUGAGAAUGUUGAAGAAGCAAAGAUUGAUGAACUCGAUUCUGCCGAAUCAACAAAAUCUGAUCACCAGGAUGUAGUUUUGGGCAAGGAAUCCACAAAUGACAAUGUUGACGCAAAGAUUCAUAAACUCCUCUCAAUGCUUACAUCAAAAUCUGGUGACCUUGGAGGAUUUGCAUUUAGUGGAAAUGAAAAGGAGGCUGCAAGCAAGGAAUCAACAAAUGAGAGUGUAGAAGCAAAGAUUCGUGAACUCGUUUCUAUGGUUACAACAGCAAAUGAGAAUGUUGAAGAAACAAAGAUUGAUGAACUUGUUUCCAUGGAAUCAACAAAAUCUGCUGACCAGGAAGUAGUUGCAGACAAUGAAUCUACAAAUGAGAAUGUUGAAGAAGCAAAGAGUGAUGAACAGCUCGUUUCCCCGGAAACAACCAAAUCUUCUGACCAGGAAAUAGUUACAGGCAAGGAAUCAACAAAUGAGAAAGUUGAAGAAGCAAAUACUUGUGGACUCGUUUUCAUGGAGGCAACAUCAUCUGCUGACCAGAAAAUGGUUGCAAGCAAGGAAUCCACAAAUGAGAAUGGUGAAGAGUCAUAUACUGAUGAACUCAUUUCCAGGGAAACAACAAAACCUGCUGACCAGGUAAUAGUUACAGGCAAGGAAUCAACAAAUGAGAAUGUAGACGAAGCAAAGAUUGAUGAACAGCUCGUUUCCAAGGAAACAACAAUAUCUGCUGACCAGGAAAUAGUUGCAGGCAAGGAAUCCAUAAAUGAAAAUGUUGAAGAAGCAAAGACUGGUGAGCAGCUCAAUUCCAUGGAAAUAACAACAUCUGCUGACCAAGAAAUAGUUGCAGGCAAGGAAUCCACAAUUGAGAAAACGGAAACAUCAAAAUCUGUUGACCAGGAGAUAGUUGCAGGCAAAGAAUCGACAAAUGAGAAUAAUGAAGAAGCAAAGACUGUUGAACAGCUUGUUUCCACGGAAACAACAAUAUCUGCAUAUCAGGAAAUAAUUGCAGACACCGAAUCUACAAAUCAGAGUGUUCAAGAAGCAAAGACUCUUGAACUCGUUUCACUGGAAACAACAAAUUCCGCUGGCCAGGAAAUAGUUGCAGGCAAGCAAUCCACAAAUGAGAAUAUUGAAGAAGCAAAGACUGAUAAACUCAUUACCAUUGAAUCAACAAAAUCUGCUGACCAGGAAAUAGUUGCAGGCAAGGAAUCUUUAAAUGAGAAUGUUGAAAAAGGAAAGACUGAUGAACUUGCUUCCACAGAAACAACAAAAUCUGCUGACCAGGAAGUAGCUUCGGGCAAGGAAUCGAAAAAUGAGAAUGUUGAGACAAAGAUUCAUAAACUCCUGUCAAUGCUUACAUCAGAAUCUGCUGACCUUAGAGGAUUUGCAUCUAGUGGAAAUGAAAAGGAGGAUGCAAGCAAGGAAUCAACAAAUGAGAGUUUAGAAGCAAAGAUUCAUGAACUUGUUUCUAUGGUUACAUCAGCAAAUGAAAAUGUUGAAGAAGCAAAGACUGAUGAACUUGCUUCCACAGAAACAAAAACAUCUGCUGACCAGGAAAUGCUUGCAGGUAAUGAAUCUACAAAUGAGAAAGUUGAAAAUGCAAAGACUGAUGAAUUUUCUUCCACAGAAACAACAAAAUCUGCUGGCCAGGGAAUAAUUACAAACAAGGAAUCAACAAAUGAGAAUGUUGAAGAAGCAAAGAUUGGUGAACAGCUCGUUUCAACGGAAACAACAAAAUCUGCUGACCAGGUAAUAGUUACAGGCAAGGAAUCAACAAAUGAGAAUGUUGAAGAAGCAAAGGGUGAUGAACAGCUCGUAUCCACGGACACAACAACAUCUGCUGAUCAGGAAACAGUUGCAGGCAAGGAAUCCACAAAAGAGAAUGUUGAAGAAGGAAAGAUUGAUGAAAUCGUUUCCACGGAAUCAACAACAUCUGCUGAUCAGGAAACAGUUGCAGGCAAGGAAUCCUCAAAAGGGAAUGUUGAAGAAGCAAAGACUGAUGAACAGCUCGUUUCAACGGAAACAACAACAUCUGCUGACCAGGAAAUAGUUGCAGGCAAGGAAUCUUCAAAAGAGAAUGUUGAAGAAGCAAAGACUGAUGAACAGCUCGUUUCAACGGAAACAACAACAUCUGCUGACCAGGAAAUAGUUGCAGGCAAGGAAUCUACAAAUGACAAUGUUGAAGGAGCAAAGGGUGAUGAACAGCUCGUUUCAACGGAAACAACAACAUCUGCUGACCAGGAAGUAGUUGCAGGCAUGGAAUCAACAAAUGAUAAUGUUGAAGAAGCAAAGACUGAUGAACAGCUCGUUUCAACGGAAACAACAACAUCUGCUGACCAGGAAAUAGUUGCAGGCAAGGAAUCCUCAAAAGAGAAUGUUGAAGAAGCAAAGACUGAUGAACAGCUCGUUUCAACGGAAACAACAACAUCUGCUGACCAGGAAAUAGUUGCAGGCAAGGAAUCCACAAAAGAGAAUGUUGAAGAAGCAAAGACUGAUGAACAGCUCGUUUCAACGGAAACAACAACAUCUGCUGACCAGGAAAUAGAUGCAGGCAAGGAAUACACAAAAGAGAAUGUUGAAGAAGCAAAGAUUGAUGAACUCGAUUCCACGGAAACAACAUCUGCUGAUCAGGAAAUAGUUGCAGGCAAGGAAUCCACAAAAGAGAAUGUUGAAGAAGCAAAGAUUGAUGAACAGCUCGUAUCCACGGACACAACAACAUCUGCUGAUCAGGAAAUAGUUGCAGGCAAGGAAUCCACAAAAGAGAAUGUUGAAGAAGCAAAGACUGAUGAACAGCUCGUAUCCACGGACCCAACAAAAUCUGCUGACCAGGGAAUAAUUACAAGCAAGGAAUCCACAAAUGAGAAUGUUGAAGAAGCAAAGACUGGUGAACAGCUCGUUUCCUCGGAAACAACAAAAUCUGAAGAAGCAGAGACUGAUGAACAGCUCGUUUCAACGGAAACAACAACAUCUGCUGACCAGGAAACAGUUGCAGGCAAGGAAUCCUCAAAAGAGAAUGUUGAAGAAGCAAAGACUGAUGAAAUUGUUUUCACGGCAACAACAACAUCUGCUGACCAGGAAAUAGUUGCAGGCAAGGAAUCCACAAAUGAGAAUGUUGAAGAAGCAAAGACUGAUGAACAGCUCGUUUCAACGGAAACAACAACAUCUGCUGACCAGGAAGUAGUUGCAGGCAAGAAAUCAACAAAUGAGAAUGUUGAAGAAGCAAAGACUGAUGAACAGCUCGUUUCAACGGAAACAACAACAUCUGCUGACCAGGAAGUAGUUGCAGGCAAGAAAUCAACAAAUGAGAAUGUUGAAGAAGGAAAGACUGAUGAACAACUCGUUUCAACGGAAACAACAACAUCUGCUGACCAGGAAAUAGUUGCAGGCAAGGAAACCUCAAAAGAUAAUGUUGAAGAAGCAAAGACUGAUGAAAAACUCGUUUCAACGGAAACAACAAUAUCUGCUGACCAGGAAAUAGUUGCAGGCAAGGAAUCCUCAAAAGAGAAUGUUGAAGAAUCAAAGACUGAUGAGCAGCUCGUUUCAACGGAAACAACAACAUCUGCCGACCAGGAAAUAGUUGCAGGCAAGGAAUCCACAAAAGAGAAUGUUGAAGAAGCAAAGAUUGAUGAACUCGAUUCCACGGAAACAACAACAUCUGCUGAUCAGGAAAUAGUUGCAGGCAAGGAAUCCACAAAAGAGAAUGUUGAAGAAGCAAAGAUUGAUGAACAGCUCGUAUCCACGGACACAACAACAUCUGCAGAUCAGGAAAUAGUUACAGGCAAGGAAUCCACAAAUGAGGCUGUUGAAGAAGCAAAGACUGAUGAACAGCUCGUAUCCACGGACACAACAUCUGCUGACCAGGAAACAGUUGCAGGCAAGGAAUCUUCAAAUGAGAAUGUUGAAAAAGCAACGACUGAUGAACUCGUUUCCGCCGAAACAAAGAAAUCUGAUGACCAGGGAAUAAUUGAAGACAAGGAAUCCACAAAUGAGAAUGUUGAAGCAAAGAUUCAUAAACUCCUUUCAAUACUUUCAUCGAAGUCUGCUGACCUUGAAGAAGUUGCAUUUAGUGGAAAUGAAAAGGAGGCUGCAAGCAAGGAAUCGAAAAAUGAGAAUGUAGAAAUAAAGAUUCGUGAACUCGUUUCAAUGGUUACAACAAAAUCUGCUGACCCGGAAGAAGUUGCAUUUAGUGAAAGUGGAAAGGAGGCUGCAGGCAGGAAAUCAGCUAAUAGGAAUGUUGAAGAAGCAAAGACUGAUGAACCCGUUUCCACGAAAACAACAAAAUCUACUGACCAGGAAAUAGUUGCAAGCAUGGAAUCUUCAAAUGGGAAUGUUGAAGAAGCAAAGACUGAUCAACUCGUUUCCGCCGAAGCAGCAAAAUCUGGUGACCAGGACAAAGUUGUAGGCACAGAAUAAAUGAGAAUGCUGAAGAAGCAAAGACCCUUGAACUCGUUUCCAUUGAAACAACAAAAUCUGCUGACAAGGAAGAUGUUUCAUUAGUUGAAUUGAACAGGAGGCUGCAUGGAAGGAAUCGGCAAAUCAGACAUUGAAAAGGCAGACUUGUAAACUUGUUUCCAUGGAAACGACAAUAUCUGAUGACCGGGAAGGAAAUCAUUUUCAUAUGAAACAGAACUUCACAUUUUACCGUCAUCCUAGACGAAGAAAAAUGUAUAAAUCCAGUGAAUGUGUUGAAAGACGAUCCUACCAAAAUAGUACAACUUUUCUAAGGUGUAAUUUGUACAGACAUAGAAGCGUUUCAUACAAAAAUGGGUCUAAUUUGCCAAUUGUUAAUUCAAGAAUCGAACGCGUAGUAGUGACGUAACCAAUCAAUGGUAAUCCAAAAAAAUUCUGAUAUUUCAUUCAUGCUUUCUAAUUUUCCGAUUUUUCAAACUUUCUGGACAAUACUGUAGUUCCCAUGGACCUUCCAGGUUUACUAAAAC